Molecule: messenger RNA, 2137 nt
Organism: Amphibalanus amphitrite
Lineage: Eukaryota; Metazoa; Arthropoda; Thecostraca; Balanomorpha; Balanidae
Product: UTP--glucose-1-phosphate uridylyltransferase-like
Exons: 12
Coding region: 282-1820 (512 amino acids)
Biological process (GO): UDP-alpha-D-glucose metabolic process; glycogen metabolic process
Cellular component (GO): cytoplasm
Molecular function (GO): UTP:glucose-1-phosphate uridylyltransferase activity
Source: RefSeq, a predicted model, not a curated record
AGGUAAGCUCAGAAUUUCUCGACCUAUCGAGCCAAAGGAUAAGUUAAAGUUGAAAGGUUCAGUCUCAAUCAAAUGGUUUCAUCUUGAUCUUAAUUUAGUAAUUAGUUCCAUCCUACAAAAAAUUCAAGAUAGUGUUUUAAUGUUUUUAUGGCAUUAAAUAAUAGCUUUAGAAAUGUCUUUCUUUCCCAGCAAUUUGUGAUAAUAAUCCUACAACUUUGAAUUGUGUUGAUCUUCAUACCUAUGGCUGGAAACAGUCAAAUCAGCCAAUAUCACAAGAAGUCAUGGGAUCUGAAGGGGAAGCAAAGGUUUUCGGCCACCGCCGGACGGGCUCCGGCUCGGGCGCCACCGCCUUCAAGGAGCUCACCAAGCGCGAUGCCCAGAUCCGGAUGGGCACAGAGCUGGAUAAGCUCAUGAUGACAGUUCCCGAGGGCUUGAGGGAGGACUACCGGUCGCAGAUGGACGGCUUCCAGCGGCUGUUUUCUCGGUUUAUCCUCGAGAAGGGACCCCAGAUGGUGUGGGACAACAUCCUGCCCAUCACCGACGGCACCAUUCGAUCGUACGACAGUCUGACGGAGCCGUCAGCGGACCAGAUCAAAGACCAGCUCAAUAAACUGGUGGUGGUAAAGCUGAACGGUGGCCUGGGCACGUCCAUGGGAUGUCAGGGACCCAAGUCGCUGAUCGCGGUGCGGAACGAUUUAACGUUCCUCGACCUGACCAUUCAGCAGAUUGAGCACCUGAACAACACCUACAACUGCAAGGUGCCCCUGGUGUUGAUGAACUCCUUCAACACGGACGAGGACACGCAGAAGGUGCUGCGGAAGUACACCGGCUUCAACGUGAAGAUAUACACGUUCAACCAGAGCCAGUACCCGCGGAUCAACCGGGAGACGCUCACACCCGUGGCCAAGACCAUGAACACCAACGACGAUCCGGAGGCGUGGUACCCGCCCGGUCACGGCGACUUUUACCAGUCGUUCCAGAACUCCGGCCUGCUCAAACAGUUCAUCGACGAGGGACGAGAGUAUGUCUUCAUAUCCAACAUAGAUAAUCUGGGCGCCACCGUGGACCGGUCGAUCCUCAACUCCCUGCUGAACCCGCCCUCCGGGGAGCUGCACUGUGAGUUCCUCAUGGAGGUUACCGACAAGACGCGGGCCGAUAUCAAGGGAGGAACGCUCUGCGAGUACAUGAAGAAGGUACGACUGCUCGAGAUCGCACAGGUCCCCAAGGAACAUGUCGAUGAGUUCAAGUCGGUCAAAAAGUUCCGGAUAUUCAACACCAACAAUUUGUGGAUUAACCUCAAAGCGAUGAAGCGGGUGUUGGAGCAGGAGCUGCUGACCAUGGAGAUCAUCGUCAACCCCAAGACGCUGCCGAACGGCACCAACGUCAUUCAGCUGGAGACGGCCGUCGGUGCCGCCAUGAAAUGCUUCAACGGGGCCACAGGCAUCAACGUGCCCCGGCGGCGCUUCCUGCCGGUGAAGAAGACGGACGACCUGCUGCUGGUCAUGUCGAACCUCUACACGCUGCAGGAGGGCACCUUGGUCAUGUCGCCGCUGAGACAAUUCACCACCACGCCGCUCGUCAAACUCGGGCCUAACCACUUCGCCAAGGUGGCCGAGUUUCUGAAGCGGUUCGCCUCGAUCCCUGACAUCAUGGAGCUGGAUCACCUGACAGUAUCCGGAGACGUCACCUUCGGACGGGGAAUCGCUCUGCGGGGCGCGGUGAUUAUCGUGGCCAACCACGGGGACCGGAUCGACAUCCCGGACGGCGCGCGGCUCGAGAACAAAGUCAUCUCGGGCAACCUGCGCAUCCUCGACCACUAGCCGCCCCCGCUUCCUCCCCCGCCGGCCGUCCGCUAACCGGCCACCGCCCCUCCCCCACGUGCAAUGUAGGCGCCCGCCGCGCCCUGCCCGAACCUCAGCCGUCGCUUCGUCGGUUCAGAUGGAAUCUAUAGGCCAGUCCCGCUCAGAAGGGUGACCUGGGACUAUGUGCGCGCACACAGGCGCGGGACUGCCCCGGGUUUUAGACUAGGGAUGAUGCCAUCCCGCCACGCUAUAUUGUGUACAUAACAGUGUGUUUAACAAGAGUGUGUAGCAGGCUCGUAUGCAGGGUGAAUGAAUAUACGCGCUCUCUAAUGGUA